This is a messenger RNA of Microbotryum saponariae, 3029 nucleotides long. Lineage: Eukaryota; Fungi; Basidiomycota; Microbotryomycetes; Microbotryales; Microbotryaceae. The record is from the annotation of a GenBank genome assembly.
AUGGCCGACACGCCAUACAACUUUGAGUUGCAGGAUGAUCAACUCGCUGCUCGAGUACGCAUGUGAGUCCUCGACCGCUUUGCUAGGAAGCGCCGGGGGGAUCAGGGGCGCCGAGGGAGGUGUCACAGGACGCGUCGUGGCCCCGCUCCGGCUGUGCGCUUCGCCCGAUUCCGAUGCACAACUGCUGACAUAUGCGUUGGUCGAUAUGUACAGCUUCAUCGACUUCCUAGAUCUCGAUCGAAACGAUCCUCUGGCACGGGUAGGGCAUACAUAUCACAUGCUGUUUGAGGCUGCUCCUCUGCGGCCUCAGUCGGUUCGCGACGCGUUCAAAGCACGGUAGCUCACCCACUCUACUCGCUCAUCAUGCAGAAAAUGACGAUCGACUACCGACAAGCGAUCAUCAAGAUGACGCAAAAGAAGGAGAGAAGGCUGAUUGUUAACUUGGACGAUUUGCGGGACUACGAUCGGGAUUUCUGCAACGGGUGGGUCUUUCUGGCUAGAGCUGCCCUCGGUGGAAUUGGGCUGACACUCGAACCGUCGCUCCCAACAGCCUGCUUAACGAACCGGCAGCUUGGCAACCAGCGGCUGACCAAGCACUGAAGGACUGCGCGAUCAACGCCGGCAGCGCAUCACUGAGAAGCGAGACCUUCUACGUCGGCUUCAGCGGCUCUUUCGGUGACAACCAUGCGACGCCUAGGACGCUCCGCGCCGACAAGCUCGGGCGGAUGGUCUGCCUCGAAGGCAUCGUCACUCGAUGUGAGUUGGUCAAUACUAGACCAGAACCGUCGUGACUCUAAAGACUGACUCGGCGUGCACGCAACCUUCUCCGAAUUCCAAUAGGCAACCUCGUUAGGCCCAAGAUGCAACAGUCGGUGCACUUUUGCCCAGAGACUAAGGUGUUCCACUCCCGAGUCUACGUCGAUCGACUUUCAGCAGCGGCUGCCGUCGGGGCCCCCAUUUCAGCCACGACGUACCCGUCUUCGGACAGCGCAGGCAACGCGCUCGAGAUCGAGCACGGCUUGUCGUCCUUCAUGGACCAGCAGAUGAUCAUGGUCCAAGAGAUGCCAGAACGGGCACCCGCCGGUCAAUUGCCCCGAAGUGUCGAGAUCGUGCUCGAGGACGACCUCGUCGAUCGAUGCAAGCCCGGAGAUCGACUUCAGAUUGUCGGCACCUACCGCAGUCUGGGAGGUGGAGCUCAAGGUAGUGCGACGUUCAAGACGCUCAUCAUCGCGAACCAUCUCGUAUUGCUCUCGGCCAAGGCUGGCGCCGGCGCGGGUAUCGCGCAAACGAUCAUCACCGACACGGACGUGCGCAACAUCAACAAAAUCAGUCAAAAGAAGAACGUCUUUGACCUCCUGUCGCAGUCGUUGGCCCCCUCGAUCUAUGGCUCAGACUACAUCAAGAAGGCGAUCCUCCUCUUGUUGCUCGGUGGGAUGGAGAAGAACUUGGUCAACGGGACCCACAUCCGUGGUGACAUCAACAUCCUGAUGGUCGGUGAUCCUUCGACGGCCAAGUCGCAGAUGCUUCGCUUCGUGCUCAAUACCGCUCCUCUCGCGAUCGCAACAACGGGUCGUGGUUCGUCCGGUGUCGGUUUGACCGCGGCCGUGACGACCGACAAGGAAACAGGUGAACGCCGCCUCGAGGCCGGUGCGAUGGUUUUGGCCGAUCGCGGUGUGGUCUGCAUCGACGAGUUCGACAAAAUGUCCGAAGUCGAUCGAGUCGCCAUCCACGAAGUCAUGGAACAGCAAACCGUCACGAUCGCUAAAGCAGGUAUUCACACCUCGCUUAACGCGCGUUGCUCCGUCGUCGCUGCGGCGAACCCCAUCUACGGCCAAUAUGACGUGCACAAGGACCCCCACAGGAACAUCGCGUUACCCGAUUCGUUGCUCUCGCGUUUCGAUUUGCUCUUCGUCGUUACCGACGACGUCGACGAACAACGCGAUCGAUUGAUCUCGGAGCACGUCUUGCGCAUGCACCAGUACAUACAACCCGGUUUGGAGGAAGGUGCGCCCGCACUCGACUCGCUCGAACAAAACCUCAGCGUCGGGGCCGGUGCAUCGACCAACACUGAGCACGUUCAGGACACGCCCGUCUUCGAGAAGUUCAAUCGCUUGUUGCACGGCGGUGUGACGACGACGACGGGCAAGGGGUCCAAAAAGCGCAAGGAGGUGCUGACAAUGGCAUUCGUCAAGAAGUACAUCCAGCACGCCAAGAACAACAUCCGACCGACGUUGACCAAGGGAGCGCAAGACUGGAUCGUGCGCGUCUACACCGACUUGAGGAACGAUGAUCUCGCGUCGAACCAGAAGCGGACUUCGCCCUUGACCGCGCGUACGCUAGAGACACUCAUUCGUCUCUCGACCGCCCAUGCCAAGGCGAGGUUGUCGGCCACGGUCGACCAGACCGAUGCGAUUGCCGCUGAGGAGAUCCUGCGCUUCGCCCUGUUCAAGGAAGUCGUCAAGCCGCAGUCCAAGUCGAAGCGACGAAAGUUGGUCAACCGUGGUUCAGGCGACGAGGACUCAUCUUCCGGAGAGGAGGAGGACGAAGAGGAGGAAGAAGAGGGUGAGGGUGCUGAUCAGCAGAGGAUGGAAAUGCCUCGACGAGGGACACCGGCGAGGCGACAACCUGGGAGAAAAGCGUCGACCGCACCGGCGACUUCACCGAGAGCGACAUCGGUCUCGGCCCCCGAUUACGACGACACCCAAAUGGACGACGAUGACGAAGACACCCAAACGCAAUCGUUGUCCCAAACUGGUCCAUCUGCCGAAGCCGCGCCCCCGGUUGUCGAAGACGAUGGUCGAGACGCCGCGCGAGCCAAGUUGUUCCGAACUCGAUUCGCCGCCACGCGUAAGCAACACUACAAUGGCGUCGACGAGGUCGUACUUGCGACCUUCUUGCAAACGCUCAACCAGGGUCUUACGACCGACGAGGUCUUCUCGUCCGGCGAGGCCCACACGAUCAUGGCCGAGAUGGCGAACGCUGCCAACGCGCCCCUCAUGGUCGAUGGUGGUGUCAUCUUCUUCAUUUGA